This is a messenger RNA of Aspergillus oryzae RIB40, 879 nucleotides long. RefSeq lists its product as uncharacterized. The transcript has 2 exons. Lineage: Eukaryota; Fungi; Ascomycota; Eurotiomycetes; Eurotiales; Aspergillaceae. The record is from RefSeq and is a predicted model, not a curated record. The coding region runs from base 1 to 879 and encodes 292 amino acids.
AUGGCCCUUCAGCUCUCUCGUAGUCCGGUGUACAGUCUCAUCAUCUUGUCCAUUCUCUGGAUAGAGGGCAUCGCGGCCGGAAACUUCACUUUCCCCACUGAAUCUGAAAGUCGCUUUAUCGUCGGGGAUCAGGUCAACAUAACUUGGGAUGUUCUCACGCCACGGAUAUCUUUAUACGAAGAGUGUGGGACACAGCAGUGGAUUAUUGCGCGUAAGCGGUCUUAUACUGAACGGAACUGCGCACCUUAUGUCUGGUCGGCAAAUCGGGACGUCUAUAAGGAGUCCGGCUGCUACUUUGAGCUUGAGUCUUUGACUUCUGAGGGCGAACCUGACGGCCAAGACAAUGCAACUAGUGUUGUCUUUGGAGUUUCGAAGAGGUACCACGAUGAUCCGUCACCGACUUCAUACCAUUUUGCCAGUACUUCAGCCACAUCUUUGACUGGCACUUCAACCCCGGCGACAACAUCCUCAUCUGAGUCUGCAGGUGCGGUUACUGUCACGGGUGUGUCUGCUGCAAACCCAUCUACCGAAGGUAGCAGUGGCGGGCUUUCCUCGGCUGCAAAGAUCGGUAUAGGCUUAGGUAUUCCAUUGGGUUUUCUCCUAUUGGCCGUUGGCGUAGGGUCAUUCCUCUUUUUCCGACGGAGGAGAAGAUUAAGAGAAAGCGAGCCUGAUGUUGCCGAGCCGGUAUGGCAUUCUCAAAGUACCACUCCUCUACCUGGUGGUUUUGUGGAUGGAAGUAAUACUGCGAAGAAUGUGCGUGGAUCUCACACAGACACGAUCAUCUCAGAACUGUCAUCGGAGAACUACAGGUCACGGGAUGAAAGGCAGACCCAUGAGGUCAAUGAGUUGAUGGGUGUGGAGCGGAGCGAGCUGGAUUGA